GACGACAUCAAUCAGUCGAGUCGAGUUUUUCAGCAGAAAGCACAUAAAUUUAUUAACGAACCCAACUAUGAGGAGCGUGCAAAAAUAACCGAAUUUACUGGCGAAUUGCAAUAAGGAAAAAUCAGACAAUCAGACAAUCGGACAAUUGGACAGUGAGCGAGCGAACUUUGUGUGUCAUAAUAAAUGCUCCUGUUGCCGUUCGUGAUGAAAUUAUUUAUGAAAAAUAAAUGGAGGUUUUCCCUCUGGAUGUUGGUCCUGAUGCCACUGAUGGUACUGCUGCAGGGGGAGGCCUCCGCUGCCGCUGACACGACCACAAAUGCAACAUGCAGACACGCCGCGGACAUGUGGGGAGAUCCGGACCCCAACAUAUUCUACGUGUGCUCGGAUGGCGGGCAACCGCUGCAGAUUCGUUGUCCUGCGGGUCGGGGAUUUUUCAGCGGUCUCGGCCACCUCGGCUGCCUGCCCUUCGCCCACUGGCCAGCCUGCCGGCCCUCGGAGGAGCAGGUGGCCACCACCACAGCUGGCUGUGACGCUGACGGCCACCUCGCCUCGCCCUGGGCCUCUCCGGAUCCCAAUCAGUUCUACCUGUGCUCCGGGCCAAAUGGCACACCUCUGCUGCUCAACUGCGCCGCCGGCAAAGGAUUCGUGGCCAAUUCGGAGGCGACUGGCUGUGCGGAUUGGUCACAUUGGCGCCGCCAGAUGCAGUGCGAGGCCUACUAUUGAUCUGUGUAGAACCCCUUUCAAUAAUACCAUUCGAUGGCCGCUCUUGUUUACCCCCAACUCGAAUCUUGUUUAACUUAUUGGGUAAACAUACUGCGCCAUUUGACUCACUAGUUCUAUCUGUAAAUAAAGUAAAAAGUAUA
Molecule: messenger RNA, 863 nt
Organism: Drosophila gunungcola (fruit fly)
Lineage: Eukaryota; Metazoa; Arthropoda; Insecta; Diptera; Drosophilidae
Exons: 1
Coding region: 184-723 (179 amino acids)
Source: RefSeq, a predicted model, not a curated record